Messenger RNA from Caenorhabditis bovis, 1218 nucleotides. Lineage: Eukaryota; Metazoa; Nematoda; Chromadorea; Rhabditida; Rhabditidae. The record is from the annotation of a GenBank genome assembly.
AUGAUCUCAUCCUAUUUCGCCGGAUGCCUCUAUAUUGUCACUGUGUUAUUGGGCAUAUUUGGGAAUGCCUGGGUGGUCUGCUCAGUGGCACGAAGUCGAAAGCCAAAAAGUAUGAUGGUUCGGAGUUCGCCGUCCGACCGACUACGAGCUUACAUCUCAGUGCUCGCCGUCAUCGAUCUGACAGUCCUCAUGGCACUUCUUGUCAGAAGCAUGUAUUUAUUUCUACCGCAUUUUAUGCUAGAUUCCAACAGUUGUCGGGCAUUAUUUGUUCUGGAAAACAGUGUGAAAAUCACCUCGCUAACCGUGCUAUCAUGCAUUUCAAUUGAACGAUAUAUCACAAUCAGGAAGCCAUUUUGUAGUCAGAUUCGACGCCAAUUCAUCAAUUUGACACCAUUGACCGCGGCUCUUUUUGUGUGCAUUGUCGUCGCAUCAAUUAUUGUUCAGAUCAACUCGGUUACCGUAUCCACCGACGGCUUGAACUGUGUUCGGUCAUAUCGCGGAAAAGCGGCGCCGCGAAUCGCCUCGUAUCUGACGGCCGUCGCAUUCCUUGUCGAUUUGACGCUCAUCUCGCUGAAUUACUCGCAAAUCGUUCGACACGUUCGGAGGAAAUUCACGAAGCGAAAAGCGCGAGUGCAAGCGAACUCGAGGGUCCGCGAAUCGCUGGUAAACGAGCCUCGGUAUAUGCGAGAAAUGACCGCUGCCAUCAUCCGAGUCGGUGUGUUCCAUGUCGUGUGCUGGCUGCCAAUGUCCCUUCUCCAGAUCAUUCCUGAUAAUACAAUUCAAUCGGAGCUAACCGCCGGUGUUCGAAUGUUCAACAAUUUUCGAGACUUCAGCAUCACCCGCUGGAUGAUCUUCAUCUCAAGCUGGUUGACGUACACGAACGCGGCUGGUGAUUGGAUUUUUUACGCAGCGAUGAAUCGCGAUUUGCGAAAUCUCAUCAGAUUCGCGACUGAACGUCGAAAACGCUCAACAAUGUCUCACGCAGCUUCUCCUUCAACCAACCGAAGUCUCCGUCAGCAGAUUCCUUCGAUGAAAAUCCUUCACUCAAUCUCCUAUCGCAGCAGCGUCGGCGGCUCGAUCGAUGAUGCCGCUGUCGCCUCAUUCGUCCAAGGCUCGCCGAAAGAUUCAAACGUCUCGCACGAGAUCGGCAGCACAUUCGGAAUCCGCUCAAAAAUCAGCAUCAUCUCAAAAAAGGCAUCCGAUGCCGAAAUGGUGUGA